AUGCGCUUCAGUGUUGUUACUAUGCUCCUAGCCAGUCUGGCCAGCGGCAUUAAUGCCGACUACGUAGAUACGUGGGAGGACGAAAUGCCUCUUGGGCAAUUCAUCGGUACCUUUGAUACAUUUUCGAACAACCAAUGCAGCGAGGGAGGCAAAGGCAUUACUGUCACUGCGGACGACCGUAAAGGACCCCUUCAGUCCAGCGUGAAAUCGGUCAAGUCCUACAUUCAGAAUCAGUAUUUGUAUAUCUAUCAAACUAAUCCCCACAAAAUUCUGAGAAUUGCUCCAAAUGAUUACAGAUGCCACCCGCUCAGUGGCUCUCCCCAAUUUUGGAAAGUUCUCUCGCAUUAA
This is a messenger RNA of Metarhizium brunneum ARSEF 3297, 348 nucleotides long. The record is from RefSeq and is a predicted model, not a curated record. Lineage: Eukaryota; Fungi; Ascomycota; Sordariomycetes; Hypocreales; Clavicipitaceae.